This is a messenger RNA of Lagopus leucura (white-tailed ptarmigan), 3880 nucleotides long. RefSeq names its product ATPase phospholipid transporting 8B3 (gene ATP8B3). Gene Ontology annotation, cellular component: plasma membrane. Gene Ontology annotation, biological process: phospholipid translocation; Golgi organization. Gene Ontology annotation, molecular function: ATP hydrolysis activity; ATPase-coupled intramembrane lipid carrier activity; ATP binding. The record is from RefSeq and is a predicted model, not a curated record. The transcript is spliced from 27 exons. Bases 158 to 3880 code for a protein of 1240 amino acids. Lineage: Eukaryota; Metazoa; Chordata; Aves; Galliformes; Phasianidae.
UUCUGUGACGUUCAAACGUUAAGAAUGCCACUGCACUUUCUCUGUCCUGCCCCAUAGGGGUGAAGCUCAGCUGCAGGGCAUCCCAGUGGGUCCCGCUGUGGUUCAGCAUUGCAGGUAUUCUGUGUCCUUGUCCCCAGGUCCUGGUAGAGGUGGCAGCAUGGACGGGCAGGACCCAGCCCUGGGCUGUGAGCGUGAGCAGAAGGGGCAGCCAGCUUUCACCUGGGAAGUGCAGGCCAACAACAGAGCCCACCACGAGCAGCUCAGGAAGAAAUCUGCCUUCUGCGUGAGCAAGAAGAAAUACGCGGGCAAUGCCAUUAAGACGGCCAAGUACAACGUCCUCACCUUCCUCCCGCUGAACCUCUACGAGCAGUUCCACCGCAUGGCCAACGUCUACUUUGUCUUCGUCAUCCUCCUGCAGACCUUUCCUGAGAUCUCCACGCUGCCCUGGUACACUCUGCUCUUCCCCCUGAGCUGCCUUCUCACCAUCCGUGCCCUACGGGACCUGAUGGAUGACAUUGGCCGGCACCAAAGUGACAGAAACAUCAACAGCAGGCCCUGUGAGAUCCUGUCUGGGGAGAGCUUCCGCUGGCAGAAGUGGCGCGAUGUCUGCGUUGGGGACGUCGUCCGCCUGCACAAGGACAGCCUCGUCCCAGCCGACAUGCUCCUGCUGUGCAGCUCAGAGCCCAGCAGCCUCUGCUACGUGGAGACCUGUGACAUCGAUGGAGAAACAAACCUGAAGUUCAGACAAGCCCUCCUGGUCACCCACCAGGAGCUGACAAGUGAGGAGAGCUUGGCUGCCUUUGAUGGGAGAGUGACCUGCGAGGAGCCCAACAGCCGCAUGCACAGCUUCACUGGUGUGCUGCAGUGGAGAGGCGAGACGCACGCGCUCGAUGGCGACAGGAUUCUGCUGAGGGGCUGCAAACUCCGCAACACCGACACGUGUUACGGCUUGGUUCUCUAUGCAGGAUCUGAUUCUAAAAUUAUGAGGAACUGUGGGAAGAUCAAGAGGAAGAAAACCAAGCUGGACCGCAUGAUGGACCGCCUGGUGGUCAUGAUCUUUCUGGCGCUGCUGGUCACAUCGCUGUGCCUCGCCAUUGCCUCAGGGUUCUGGGCCAAGAUGUUCCAAGAGAAACACAGCUACCUCGCUGCUCUCUAUAAGCACACGACUCCUGCCAAGCAGGCUUUCUUCAGCUUCUGGGGCUUCACCAUUCUCCUGAGCGUCAUCAUACCCAUGUCCAUGUAUAUCACGUUUGAAUUCAUCUACCUGGUGAACAGCUUUUUCAUCAACUGGGAUUUGGAGAUGUAUUAUGCUGUCAAGGACAUCCCAGCCAAAGCCAGGAGCACCAGCCUCAACGAUCAGCUUGGCCAGGUGGAGUACAUCUUCUCGGACAAGACGGGCACCUUGACGCAGAACAUCAUGAGCUUCAAGAAGUGCUGCGUCAACGGGAGCAUCUACGGUUUGGACACGGGCCAUGAGAACAAACAGCCACCGGGGUUGGUGUUGACCCAGAGCUGCCAUGGGGAGAAGAUGUUGGACUCCAACAACGUGGGGCUCCGGGAAGCAGUGCAACAAAACAAGGAUCCGGUGCUGCAGGAGUUCCUGCGGCUGCUGGCCCUCUGCCACACCGUCAUGGUGGAGGAGAGGGGAGACCAACUGGUUUACCAGGCGGCUUCUCCAGAUGAGGAAGCACUGGUGCUGGCAGCCAGGAGCUUGGGUUACGUCUUCCUGUCCCGAACGCAGGACACCAUCACCAUCAGUGAGAUGGGGGUGAAGAGGACAUUCCAAGUGCUGGCCAUGCUGGAUUUCAACAGCGAUCGCAAGAGGAUGUCAGUGUUGGUGAGGGACCCACAGGGCACCAUCCGGCUCUACACCAAAGGGGCUGACACUGUGAUCCUGGAGAGGCUGCGGGGUCGGGGACCCAACCAGGACUUCACCGAGAGGGCUCUGGAUCACUUUGCAGAGGAGACCCUGAGGACGUUAUGCCUGGCCAGCAAGGAGCUGAGCGAGGCAGAGUACGAUGAGUGGAGCAGGAGGCACUGCAUGGCCAGCAUCCUGCUGCAGGGCCGGGCGUGUGAGCUGGACAGGCUGUACGAGGAGAUGGAGCAGGACCUGGAGCUGCUUGGGGUCACAGCCAUUGAGGACAAGUUGCAAGAAGGGGUCCCUGAGACCAUCCAGCUGCUGAAACUGGGCAACAUCAAAGUGUGGGUGCUGACGGGAGACAAACAAGAAACAGCAAUGAAUGUUGGCUAUGCAUGCAAGCUGCUCACGGAUGACAUGGAGAUCCUGGAGGAGAAGGAAGUGAGUGAGAUGCUCGAGGCUUACUGGGCGAGAAACAACAACGUCAGUGGCAGUGACUGUGCCUCACAGCAGCACCCAGAGCCUCUGUGCCACAAGAAGAGAGCUCUUGUCAUCAGCGGGGACUUUGUGGACACAAUCCUGCAGACAGGAGAGGUGCUACAGAAGAAGGGACAGCUGUGGCAGCACCUGGCUUGCCAUGGGACGACGGACCCCCAGGAGCAGGGCAGUGUGGUGGAGAAGGCCUUUGUGGACCUGGCCACCAGCUGCCAGGCUGUCAUCUGCUGCAGGGUCACCCCCAAGCAGAAAGCUCUCAUCGUGCAGCUGGUGAAGAAGCACAAGAAAGCCACCACGCUGGCCAUUGGGGAUGGGGCCAACGAUGUCAACAUGAUCAAAACUGCUGACAUCGGGGUGGGCAUCAGCGGGCUGGAGGGCGUGCAAGCUGUGCAGUGCAGCGACUUCGCCCUGGCGCAGUUCUGCUACCUGCAGCGCCUGCUGCUCGUCCACGGCCGCUGGGCUUACCUCCGCAUCUGCAAGUUCCUCCGCUACUUCUUCUACAAGACCUUUGCUGGCCUCAUGACCCAGAUCUGGUUUGCUUUUCACAGUGGAUUCACGGCCCAGCCUCUCUAUGAAGGCUGGUUCCUUGCUCUCUACAACGUUUUCUACACCGCUUACCCCGUGCUUUCUGUGGGUCUUCUGGAGCAGGACGUGAGUGCCAAGAAGAGCCUGCGGUUCCCUGAGCUCUACACCAUUGGGCAGCAGGACAAGCUCUUCAAUUAUCGUAUUUUCAGCGUGACGCUCCUGCAUGGUGUCAGCACAUCGCUCACCAGCUUCUACAUCGCGCUCUGGGCCUUUGAGGACCACGUUGGCAGCAGGACUGUGGGGGACUACGAGUCCUUCUCCGUCACGGUGGCCACCUCAGCUUUGUUGUCAGUCCUCGUGGAGAUCAUCCUGGACACCAAGUUCUGGACUGCGUUGUCUUUCCUGAUGGUCACAGCCAGCUUGCUGCUCUUCUGCCUCUUCUCCUUCCUGACCCAGAGCAUCGAUGCCUUCAGGAUCGCCCCCGCUGUCUUCUGUUUUCCAGAUGCCACCCAGAACGCUCUGACCGACCCUUACAUCCUGCUGGUGGUCCUGCUGUCCCUGGUGGUGAACACCAUCCCCUCGCUCACCAUCCGCUCGUACAACGCCAUCACAGGCAACACCAGCAUCCAGCAGAAGAUCUGCUGGAAGGCCAGAAGGGAGCCGGAGCCCUCGGUGGAGCUGCGCACCCACGUCCCCCGUGGCUCCUUCCACCGCCGUUCCACCUAUGCCUUCUCCCAUCAGGAGGGCUACGCUGGCCUCAUCACCCGAGGGGAGAGCCUGCGCACCAAGGGCACCCACAGCACCACCAAGGGCACCCAAGGCACCCACAGCACCACCAAGGGCACUCACAGCACCCACAGCACCACCAAGGGCACCCAAGGCACCCACAGCACCACCAAGGGCACCCACACCAUCACUGACACCCAUACCACCAAUGACACCUGUGCCACCACAGCGCUCCAUUGCCAAGGGACAAACCCCAGCUUGGUUCUCCCCCCAUAG